AUGUCUCACGAAGAAGAUCUCAUCGACUACUCCGAUGAGGAGCUUCAGGCAACUGAUGCUACCGCUACUACUACCGCUGCCGCUGGCGCCAACGGUGCCGCUCCUAAAAAAGAAGGUGACCUGACAGUGGCUGGCGCGCGAGCGGAUAAGAAAGGAAGCUAUGUUGGUAUUCACUCGACUGGUUUCCGCGAUUUCCUCCUGAAGGGAGAACUUUUGCGUGCGAUCACCGAUUGCGGUUUCGAACAUCCAUCGGAGGUCCAGCAAGUUUGCAUCCCGACUGCCAUUCUGAAUGUCGAUGUCCUCUGCCAGGCCAAAUCUGGUCUUGGAAAAACCGCUGUCUUUGUCCUGACAACUCUCCACCAACUGGAACCAGUUCCUGGCGAAUGCUCGAUACUUGUUAUGUGCCACACCAGGGAGCUAGCGUAUCAGAUCAAAAACGAAUAUGCCCGAUUCAGCAAAUAUCUUCCAGAUGUGAAGACUGCUGUUUUCUAUGGUGGAACCCCAAUGCAGAAAGACAUUGAACUGCUCUCAUCGAAGGACACAUAUCCCAACAUCGUUGUUGGUACCCCUGGUCGGUUGAACGCCCUUGUUCGCGACAAGAAACUGUCUCUCCGAAACAUCAAGGCCUUUGUUCUCGACGAAUGUGAUAAGAUGUUGGAUCAGAUCGAUAUGCGACGCGACGUCCAAGAGAUUUUCCGUGCGACUCCCGCCGAUAAACAAGUCAUGAUGUUUAGUGCCACCCUGUCCCAGGAAGUCCGGCCGAUCUGCAAGAAGUUCAUGCGCAAUCCUCUCGAGGUGUAUGUUGAUGACGACACGAAGCUGACCCUUCACGGCCUUCUACAAUACUAUAUUAAGCUCAGCGAGUCGGAGAAAAACCGGAAAUUGAACGAGCUAUUGGACAGCCUAGAAUUUAACCAGGUCAUCAUCUUCGUUAAGAGCACCCAGCGUGCUAGCGAGCUGGACAAGCUCCUCCGUGAAUGCAACUUCCCUAGCAUCGCAGUCCACUCCGGAGUUUCCCAGGAAGAGCGCAUCAAACGAUACAAGGAGUUCAAGGAAUUCAACAAGCGUAUCUGUGUAGCAACAGACGUUUUCGGCCGUGGUAUCGAUAUUGAACGAAUCAACCUGGCCAUCAACUAUGACUUGCCUGCGGAUGCGGAUUCGUAUCUUCACCGCGUCGGCCGUGCCGGUCGUUUCGGUACCAAGGGCCUUGCCAUCUCUUUCGUUAGCAGUGAGCAGGACCAAGAGGUUCUCAAGGACAUUGAGAAACGAUUCGAAGUUGCACUUCCUGAAUACCCCGAGGGAGGUGUCGACUCCAGUGCGUACAUGGCAUAA
Blastomyces dermatitidis ER-3 is the source of this 1332-nucleotide messenger RNA. Its product is annotated as ATP-dependent RNA helicase SUB2. The coding region runs from base 1 to 1332 and encodes 443 amino acids. The record is from RefSeq and is a predicted model, not a curated record. Gene Ontology annotation, biological process: mRNA splicing, via spliceosome; mRNA export from nucleus. The transcript has 5 exons. Gene Ontology annotation, molecular function: RNA helicase activity; ATP binding; RNA binding. NCBI's taxonomy places the organism in Eukaryota, Fungi, Ascomycota, Eurotiomycetes, Onygenales, Ajellomycetaceae.